This is a messenger RNA of Exophiala oligosperma, 873 nucleotides long. RefSeq lists its product as uncharacterized. The transcript has 2 exons. The coding region runs from base 1 to 873 and encodes 290 amino acids. NCBI's taxonomy places the organism in Eukaryota, Fungi, Ascomycota, Eurotiomycetes, Chaetothyriales, Herpotrichiellaceae. Gene Ontology annotation, biological process: carbohydrate metabolic process. The record is from RefSeq and is a predicted model, not a curated record.
AUGCUUCCAAGGCUGUACUCACAUCGAGCGUGCUACCGUGCACAAUCACUCACUUCUAGCUAUUUACAGCUCCGGAAGCGAAGCCUGUCUUCCGCCAAGACAAUAUCUUCAUCUCUAGUCCAAAAGUACGAGAUCAAUGCUGAUAUGGGUGAAGGCUUUGGUAGAUGGAAGUUGGGCCCUGACGAGGAUCUCAUGAGGUUCGUCGAUGCGGCAAAUAUCGCUUGCGGCUUUCACGCCGGAGAUCCUUCCAUUAUGCUCAGGACUGUACAACUCUGCAAAAAGCAUCGCGUCAAAGCGGGUGCACAUCCGGGCCUGCAAGACCUGAUUGGGUUCGGAAGAAGGAAGAUUGAGAUGAAUCUCGAUGACCUGCACGCAAUGAUUCUCUACCAAGUCGGCGCCUUGAAGGCGAUGUUGGAUGUCGAAGGCGUCGAGCUGUCUCACAUCAAACCUCAUGGUGAACUAUACUUUUAUAUGCAAAGAGAGGAGCCCGUCAUGCGUGCAGUGCUGGAAGCGUGCGCACCUUUCAAUGUCCCGGUUUAUGCAUGCAGGAACGAGAAACAGCAAGCCGUGUGCGAUCAUCUGGGAAUCCCAUUUCAACAGGAAGUAUAUGUCGACAUCGACUACUCUGCAAAGGGAGAGCUUCUUCCGGUGUCAAAGUCUAAACCUACAACGCCUGAAAUAUGUGCAUCUCGAUUUCGACUCAUGGCCGAACAGGAUCAGACGAGAGAUAUCGAUGACAACUUGAUCACACUUGGAUUCAAUGGAAAGCCAUUCAGCGUCUGCUUGCAUUCUGAUAUGCCUGGAGCUCUGGAAAAUGCCCGAAAAGUCCGCCAAGUGGUAGACGAAGUAAAUAGAAAUAAUGGCGUCAUCUGA